CCAGGUGCUGAUAGAGAUGCCUGCGUGUCUGCGGCCUGCAGCGUCUGUGUUUGCGGAAAUGCUGGGCUUCAGUGCACUGCUGGACUGAGCCGAGAGUGCAUCUGCUUUCACAGCCCCAAGUCCAUUUAACCUGUCUACUUUCUUCUUUCCCAGUAUGCCUGUCUUCUCUUCGAGAAAUACCAGCUAAGAGGUGCGCACCUUCGCACAGCAAACUAGCUUGAGGGCGCUUUUUCUCACCAAAGACUUCUCCCACGUUACUUCAGCUGAAGAAUUUUUCCUCUUCAGAUGAAAAAAUGAGCGAAAAUACAAAUGAAAGAGACUUUUGGAGGAACUCUUGUCAGCUUUAGGAGUGACUGUUUAUCUUCGAGCAGAUGCUCGGAUCUCUGGAUUUCACCUCACACUAAACUUCAGUCAUGGGCCUCUUUCCAUCCAUAUCCAAGAUCAUAAGGAAGGGGAAGUGUCUGUUUCUUCUACUGCUGUGUCUGUGUGUUGUAGCAUGGAUAGCAACAUUCUCGAAUGAUGACACAGUGAAGCCCGUCCAGGAGGGUUCAAAUCCUGUCGACGAGGGCUUUGCUCAGCUGGAGCUGGAAUCAGAGAUGAUGCGGAGCAUAGAGGAGCAGUCUGUCAGAGAGAGCUGUCCAGAGCAUUCACCCCUGCUCCGAGGCGCUAUCAAGCUGUCAUUUGAUCCCUCGCUGACGUUAGGGCAGGUAGAGAGUGAAAACGGGGAGGUGGUGGAGGGUCAGUAUUACCCCUCUGACUGUGCGGCCAGACAGAGCGUGGCCAUCCUUAUCCCUCACAGAAACCGAGAGAAGCACCUGCUCUACCUCCUCCACCACCUCCACCCGUUCUUACAGAGGCAGCAGCUUCACUACGCCAUCUACGUCAUUCACCAGGCUGGAGAUGCUACAUUCAACAGGGCAAAGUUAUUGAAUGUGGGUUACCUCGAGGCUCUGAAAGACCAGAGCUGGGACUGUUUCAUCUUCCAUGAUGUGGAUCUAGUUCCUGAGAAUGAUCAUAACUUAUACAUGUGUGAGGAUCAGCCUAAGCACUUAGUAGUGGGGAGGAAUUCGACCGGGUACAAACUCAGAUACAAAGGUUAUUUUGGGGGAGUUUCGGCCAUGACGAAGGAGCAGUUCCACAAGGUCAAUGGCUUCCCAAACUCCUACUGGGGCUGGGGUGGAGAGGACGAUGACCUGAGAAUAAGGGUGACGCUGCAGAAAAUGUCAAUAAUCCGUCCAUCUCUAGAAGUGGCGCGCUACACCAUGGUCUUUCACAAGAGGGACAGCGGCAAUCAAAUCAAUAAAGACAGGAUGCAUCUGUUACGCCGCACUCAUCAGGCGUGGAAGACUGAUGGCUUGAACUCUUGUUCCUACAAGAUUCUGUCCGUCCACAGAGCACCACUCUUCAUCAACAUCACCACAGACAUUGGCCGGCCGGAGAGUGUUCAUUGAGUUUUUGGAUACUAAAAUUCAAGAGACAGUUUGCAUCGAAACACAGCAUUCACCAGUGCCUGUCAGAUCUAGUGCUAAGAGUUGCACUGUGGAUCUGUCCACCUUUACUCUUUAUGGCCCUGCGAGAUAAAAUGGCCAGAAUUCUGAACAAACGCUACUUUUUAAGUAUUACAGUAAUCACGUAGAAUUGAAUCAGUCUGGUCAGGUAAACCUUUCAGGGUUGUAUUUCCAUUCAUUACCUCUAGUUAAAGGUUUGUAUAAUGUAUUCUGUGUGACUUGUGCUCAUUUAGGUCAUUAUAAAAUAUGGCACAGCAUCUGGGAGUAAUGGAAAUCAAAGACUGAUCAAUAGGUAUAUAUUAUGUACGUAGACUUAAAUAUUGAUAUUGACAUGAAUGUAUGUGGGCAGAGGAGGUGUACCUAAGUCUGCAUGUUCUUCAGUGAUGAUGAUUUCAGCUGAACAUGCUUAUAAUGUCUGUCUGGUGGAAAAUUAUAGAUAUUGUAGUGGUUUUUUGGGUCCAAUGAUAUGGUUUAAUCAGUUCAGUUUCGUUUCAGUGAAAUGUAGCUGUAGAUGGGUUAAUUAUUUUACAUUUAGGUCAUUGUUCAGACAGAAUGGCUGCUCAACUCAUACAACUGGGUGGUGUUACCUUACUGAAUUUAUGAUCAAAGGAAAAGAGACUUUUGUUUACUUAGGAUAAUAUCAUCUUACAGGCGAAAUCUUCUCCUAUGCUGUCACAAUGAUAAAAUGAUCCAUAAAACCUUUUUUAGUGCAAUUCUUUGUACAAACACUCUUAGUGCAGUAGAACUAUAAGCAUCUUUCCUCAAACUUUACAUUCUGUGGCACACAUUUAAAAUGAUUGGGGUGUUGUUACUGAACAUUUUAUGACUUUUAUACUGUGCAGAAAUCAUGGGCCAAAGGUUUGUGAAUAUUAAUGAGAACAUUCCACAAAUAGGGUACAAAAUUAGUAUCCCAUUACUUUUUGUAAAGGAAUCAAAUGGACAGAAUAGGAACUAUUCAAUUAAAAACUGUUAUCUAGCAUAAAAUGACCACAUGAGAAGUAUUCACUUUUGAAAACACUGAAUGAAGGAAAAAAAAAAGAUGGAAAGAAAGAAAGCAGUAUAAUAUAUGCCUUUUGACAUCUUGAGGUUUCUUUGAAGGUGAAGCACUGCAUUCUGAUGAAUCUUUAUUGAAAAAGGAAACGUUUUGCAAGAGAUUAAAGUCUGGUUCUGUACCCUGUUCAUGGGACUGAUGCAGUGUUGAACCUGUGUGUGUCGGCUGUUGAUAAAAAGCCAGUUUACUGAUGCUAAUACUGCAAUAAAGAAUUACGUUAAA
Messenger RNA from Cyprinus carpio (common carp), 2781 nucleotides. RefSeq names its product beta-1,4-galactosyltransferase 4-like. NCBI's taxonomy places the organism in Eukaryota, Metazoa, Chordata, Actinopteri, Cypriniformes, Cyprinidae. The record is from RefSeq and is a predicted model, not a curated record. Gene Ontology annotation, molecular function: glycosyltransferase activity. Gene Ontology annotation, biological process: carbohydrate metabolic process.